GCGCGCAACAACAUACACCAAACAAACCACUUGAAGCGAGUUUUCUUCCUGUUACCCAGGGGUAGGCACCUCCACUCGCUACUUUCUACAUUCCCCUUUUAAUUUUUUUGACCAAUCCCUGGCACCAGCCCAGAUGUUAUCCAGGCACCAAACCUUUGUCCGGGGCUUCCCGUUUUUAUGCUCUAGUUUCCGAAGGGUUUCUACUUUCGGAACUACCCCAAGCUGCCCCACUAUUCACACAGUCGGAAGGGUGCGGCGAAUACGUGGUGGGAAUCCCAACUGGACUUCGCCGUUGGGCCGCCAAAAAUUGUUCAGCAAUGCUCCUCCGAAUCCCAAUUCUUCUUUAGGGUUGCAUUUGAGGGAUCAGUGUCUACUUUUAGAUGUUACAGUUUCUGCUCUUGGGUUCACCGGACGAUCAAAUAGACGGAGUUUCUCAACUUCGGCCUCCCUAGUUGCUCAGGCGGGACAUAAAGGGUCAUCCGGGGACACAGAUAGUGCUGAUUUUGAGGGUGGGGUAGGAAGGCAAGGCCGGGAUGGUACGGGAAGUCGGGAUUCUAGGCAUAGUUCUAAAGCUACUGAUAGCAAUGGACGAGUAUUAAAGGUCAACACAAAAAAAGGGGCACUGGACAUUUUGAAGAUGAUUCGUGCGGAAGUUGCGAAACUUCUAUGGAGUGAGACCAAGGAGGAACCCAAGGAGGAACUCAAGGAGGAAGCCAAGGAGAAACCCAAGGAGAAACCCAAGGAGGAACUCAAGGAGGAACUCAAGGAGGAACUCAAGGAGGAACUCAAGGAGGAACUCAAGGAGGAACUCAAGGAGGAAGCCAAGGAGGAAGCCAAGGAAGAGACCAAGGAGGAAGCCAAGGAGGAAGCCAAGAAGGAAGCUAAGGAGGAGAUCAACGAGGAAAUCAACGAGGAAAUCAACGAGGAAAUCAAGGAGGAAACCAAGGGUGAAAUCAAGGAGGAAAUCAAGGAGGAAAUCAAGGAAGAAAAGGUUAGCCCAAUAUCGGCGGACCCUGCUGUGGAAAAAGCAUUGAAGGGUCCACCCCGCGAAAUUCCAGACAAGUCAUCCUUCGUCUUGCAAAGUAACUAUGCAGACGUCAUCGCUGUGGAAAAAGCAUUGAAGGAUCCACCCCGCGAAAUUCCAGACAAGUCAUCCUUCGUCUUGCAAAGUAACUAUGCAGACGUCAUCGCUGUGGAAAAAGCAUUGAAGGAUCCACCCCGCGAAAUUCCAGACAAGUCAUCCUUCGUCUUGCAAAGUAACUAUGCAGACGUCAUCGCUGUGGAAAAAGCAUUGAAGGAUCCACCCCGCGAAAUCCCAGACAAGUCAUCCUUCGUCUUGCAAAGUAACUAUGCAGACGACAUCAUUGAGGAAUUGAAGCAACCGGAGGUCCCCGAAAACAAUUCUCCCAAACAGGAGCAGUUUGUGGAGCAAAGCUCUUACUCAUUUCUUAGACUUGAUUUAGAAGAGCAAGGGUCUUCUCCCAACACCACGUCAACUAUAGGUAUCCCUGAUUUUAGUUCUUGUGUUGAUGAGAGGGCUUCGGAAGUUACAGAUUCAGAGACUAGUGGUUUCUCGCCCCGUGAAACCUCCGAAUCGGGUAAUAACUCACCCUGUGGAGUAUCUGAGAAAACGCAGGUCGAGAUUGAUACACAUUCAACAAUUGUUAAGACUCCCGCGCCAGCAAAGAGAGCGGAGAAGGUGACCGUGGCAAAAGCUAGAGAGCGCAAGGCAGUUGUUGCCAUCGAGAAAGCUAUCGAGAAAGCUGAGACUGUCACUGAAGUUGAAGCUCCGCCAAAACCAAAGACUGGCAAGUCAUUAGUUGAGUUCGCUAAACCGCUUCGCUGGACAGAACAGCCAUACGCUCCGUUAACCUAUCAUAUAUCCGACGAGACGUUAUUUAAAAAAUUCUCCUUGAAAGAUAAUAGUCCCUUGAGGUAUUGGCGCUACGAUUUAUAUACGUGCAGCACGGGGGGGGAGAAGGUCAAUGUCCAUUAUUGCAAAACAAUUGAGGAGUUUGAUCGGGUGGCCGAAUUGUUUCUUAAUGAUAAUAUUCUCGGUUUUGAUUUGGAAUGGGUACCCGCGAACUAUUCGGCCUCAAAAUCCGCAAAAGUCAACGCAUCGUUGAUGCAGAUAGCAAAUGAAAGCGACAUCGCAUUAUUCCAUUUUGCCAGAGUUCCAGGCCAGAUUCCCGAUUUUGAGUUGGUACCGCCAAAUCUUAGAAGAGUGUUGGAGUCAGAGAAUAUCAUGAAAGCAGGCGUAAGUGUGACAGGCGAUGCAAAGAGAGUCUCUAAAUUCCUUGGUGUCCACUCUGCUGGAAUUUUCGAGCUGUCUGAUCUGUGGAAUCUUGUCCAUGAUGUGAGAACCUUGGCAGGUUCUAUUACUCGACGUUUGAUUGCUCUUUCUAGAUUAACUGAGGAAUGCCUCUAUCUUCCCUUAGACAAGAGCGCCUCAAGGAUAAGCAAUUGGGCGGUUGAGUUAAGUAAUAAACAAGUACAAUAUGCGGCGAAUGAUGCCUAUGCGGCAUUCCGCGUCUUCGACGCAUUAGAGAGGGAAAGACGUGAACUUACUCCUAUUCCUAGGUUUCCAGGGUGCCGAAUCAUACCCCCACAGGAGCCGCCUUCCGACAACGACUAUCCUAUCAUUGAAGAGGAGGUAGAAGAGUACGAUUAUGAACCAGAACGCACCAACCUUGAUGGACCUGAGGUCGAAGCGGCCAAUUCAUGGGCAACCAUGUUUUUGAGUGCGCUUGCCGGAAGUGGUAUAGAAGCAAAGGCUCAACAUUCACAGCUAAAGGCCUAUUCGCUGUGGCACGGCGGGGAGCACUCUGUGGAAGAAAUCACGAAACUUUGUCGGAACCCACCUUUAAAAGAGACGACGGUUGUCAUGCACAUCUUGGAAGCUAUUCAGCUCGAGAAUCUCCCCUAUGAUGAUGGAAAAUUAGCAGAGUUGAGAAGGCGUAUCCCGAAGCCAUUCGUAAAUGGCAAGUAUCAUUGGGUAUUCUCUGCGCCCAAUAAGGAUGUUGGGAAUAGGGAUGUCUACCUUUAG
Messenger RNA from Tuber melanosporum (Perigord truffle), 3046 nucleotides. RefSeq lists its product as uncharacterized. The record is from RefSeq and is a predicted model, not a curated record. Gene Ontology annotation, cellular component: cytoplasm; nucleus. Gene Ontology annotation, molecular function: 3'-5' exonuclease activity; nucleic acid binding. Bases 134 to 3046 code for a protein of 970 amino acids. Gene Ontology annotation, biological process: nucleobase-containing compound metabolic process. Lineage: Eukaryota; Fungi; Ascomycota; Pezizomycetes; Pezizales; Tuberaceae. The transcript is spliced from 6 exons.